This is a messenger RNA of Benincasa hispida (wax gourd), 5270 nucleotides long. RefSeq names its product kinase superfamily with octicosapeptide/Phox/Bem1p domain-containing protein. Gene Ontology annotation, molecular function: ATP binding; protein binding; protein kinase activity. The record is from RefSeq and is a predicted model, not a curated record. Gene Ontology annotation, biological process: protein phosphorylation; signal transduction. NCBI's taxonomy places the organism in Eukaryota, Viridiplantae, Streptophyta, Magnoliopsida, Cucurbitales, Cucurbitaceae. Gene Ontology annotation, cellular component: cytoplasm.
UUACUCAUCGUCUCUUUCGUUCGAUUGCAUUUCCCGAGAAAAUAGAAUCCGGCCAGACGAAUUUUGGACUCUGCUACUGCAAUUUGCUAGCAUUUCAUCGAAUCAGCCGUAUAGAAAUCUCUAAGAAGAGGCAGAGAGAGAAGUGGAAGGAAGGGAGCUGAACGGAGACUCAUCGGAAGCCCUCGGUUGGGGCUCAAUCUCGACGCUUCUCACCGUAAUUUCUUUCUGAAGUGUUUUUAUUUGCGCCACUCACCGACUGGAUCAUUCCUGUCUGAAUGUUGAUUAUUAUCUGUCUUUUAUCUCUCUCUCUCGGCGUGUGAGUUGUUUGUUAGUGUAAUUUCCUCUUGGCCUGAGGAAACAGAGCCGUUCUGUCUUUCUUACUAGGGUUUAUCUGAGUUUGUAAGGCAGUUUUUAGAGUUUAGUAUAGGAAACGAACGAUAUUAGAAACCCUAGUUUUCGAUAGGUUGUUGGAGUUUACAUUUUCAGUGGCUUAGUUUUUGGUUUCAACUUCAUGGCAUUUGAUCAGAAUGCAAUUCCCACCGGCUUGCGGCCUUUAAAUGUAGCUAGAACUUUGGUUGAAGAUCCCCAUUUAACGCCGGUCGCUACUACCGUUCGAAACCCGCAAAUGUUUACCCCCCAGCAUCCCUGCGACAUUGCCAGUGCAGACACUGUGCCCGUUCCUUGUAAGGGGAACGUCUCCGAUAUGGGAUUUGUUGAGCUAGGAUAUGGAAAUGUGGUUGCUGGUGUUACUGCAUGGUGCCCUCGAAUGCCUCCUCCCCUUGCGCAUACUGCAACGAUUCCUGCCGUAGGGUUUGGUUACUGCUCGAAUCUGAAUGUCAUGGGCAAUCGGGGUGGUGUCAAUGCUAUUGAGCUUGCUAGCAGUUGCAUGACAGUUGGGAUUAAUCAUAGUACAAAUUUGAGUCAUCGAGUUGGGGGAGGUGGCAUGGAAUUUGUGAGCAAUAAUAUCUCAAUGGGGUCUGGGGAUAGUACCAAUUUAUGCAAUAAGGUGAUUGCCAAUGGUGAUCAGAUUAGUAAUGAUAGUUCUUCUGGAUUUAGCUCCCACUUGGAGAAUUUGGUUGGUGGGAAUUCGGUUGAUCAAGUGAGCGAGGAGGGUGGAGAUGGUUCCAUUUCGAAAAAGAAAGUUAAGUUUAUGUGCAGUUUUGGUGGCAAGAUUUUUCCUAGACCGAGUGAUGGUAUGUUGAGAUACAUUGGAGGACAAACAAGGAUUAUAAGUGUUAGGAGAGAUGUGACUUUCAAUGAGCUUGUGCGAAAGAUGGUUGAUACCUGCGGGCAGGCUGUGGUUAUAAAGUAUCAGCUCCCCGACGAGGAUCUUGACGCUUUAAUAUCUGUUUCAUGCCCUGAUGAUCUUGAUAACAUGAUGGAUGAGUAUGAGAAGCUGGUUGAGAGGUCUUCAGAUGGAUCGGCUAAAUUGAGAAUAUUUUUGUUCUCUGCUUCAGAACUUGACUCUUCAGGUAUGGUGCAAUUUGGCGAUUUGCAUGAUAGUGGGCAGAGAUAUGUUGAAACAGUGAACGGGAUAUUUGAUGGUGUUGGUGGCCGUAUUACAAGGAAAGAGAGCUUUGCAAGUGCUACCUCAACUCAGAAUUCUGACUUAAGUGGGACUGAGGUGAUGGAUAUCGCAAAUAACGAUCUAGGGGUUGUGAGUGGGCCUCCAUCCACAACAUUGUCCUUACCUGGAGGAGAUUUAGGUACUGCAGUUGGUAUUGGCCCCGGAUUAGUGAAGGUCGAUCCCGUCUCUGCAGUUUUUGUAGAUUCCUCUGCUGUUCCAUUAAGUAUUCCUGUGGUUAACUCUGUUUCUCCUGAAGCCUCUUCCCAGCCUGAGGCGGAGUUAGGAAGAUCUGUGCCUGUUACUCUAAUGCAGCAGCAACCAGGUAUUGACUUUCCUCCACCCGUGUCCCAAUUGCAGCCUACUGGUGAUCCUCGGCAAGCAGCAUGUGUGGACUUUAUACAAUUGCGUCCACAACUAGGCUUUUCAAACUCCCAUCAUGUAGGGGCAUCUGGGUCUGUGUUUAUACAACAGCCAAAUACUCUUGGAAUUACCCCUCAUCAGUUUGUCCCUGCAGUUCACAUGACGAUGGCUCCCUCUUCUUCUCACCUCAGUAUUAUGCCAAAUUCCUAUCAAUCCUUGGUUCAAUAUCCACAGUCUCAGACGGAGUAUUUUACUAAUGCAAGCACUUUUGGUCCAAGGUUUGUCCAGCUAUCUGCAGAACAAGGCUACAAACCACUCCAGGUUUCAGCUCCUCCAGUAUCAGUAGGGGUUGGAUUUGGUUUACAUCAGGUACCGCAAUCUGAUCAGAUAGGUACAUGUGAUGAAUUGGUAUCCCAUCAUCAGGCAACUUUUUCUGAGAAGAUUGAGAGGUUGGAUGACUGUUACUUUUGCCAGAAAGCAGUGCCACACACUCAUUCCAAUUCUCCGUUGCAGGAUCAAAGAGAGAAUUUGACGAACCCUGUAUCUGAUUCGAAAUUUUCGUAUUACAGUCAUCACCCUGAAGAUCAUUUAACAGCCCAUCCAAUGAAAAAUAUUACAGAAACUGGAGCUUUGGGGCAACAAACUAUUGAACAUGGUGUUGGAAUGCAAACCAGGAUCUUUAAUCCCAUUGAUCCAGAAGUUGAAAAACCUUCAGUGGAGGCUAUUGGUUUUGCACAUCAUAUUGAGGGCCAACAUGAGAAUGACGACACUUUAAAAGAUCAAUGUAAUCUUGAUCAUGGUAGGAUCUCAGUUCUCCAGGGUGCUCUUGGGAGGCAAGGUGAUAUUCGGUCACCCCAUGUUGCUGUUGUAGAACAGAUUCCUCGGCCUGGUGAAGUUGAUACACUCCAGCACCAUCAUGUAGCUGUAGAGAAUCAGUUCCAUCCCAAUUUAGUCCUGGAUAGACACGAUAUUUGCCUUGGAGGUGCUCCUAUCCUUGCUUCAGAGUACAGCACUCACGAAAAUCCAAAAGAGUAUUCUAAUAGUCAUCAUGGCAUUAUUCCAAACCAAAAUGCUACCCACGCUGGAAUUUGUUACGACCAUCUCAGACCAAUUGUUGGAAAUUUGGAAAGUUUAAGUAUAUGCCCAACUGAUAUUUGUGCUAAUUUGGAUCACUGCAAAUCACCCAUUGAAAGAACUAGGAAGGAAGACAAUUUUGGCAGCUGUUCACAACCAGUCUCAGAGAGGGAAGUUCUACUAGAUAACAACUUUGUAAAGCCAAUAGUGGUUCUCGACCCAAAUCACAUAAAACCAACUACUUUUGCUUGCUCUUCAUCGGAGGUUCCCUAUUUGAUGAAUGAACGACCUCUUGAGUCCAGUGAAGUGGUACAACCUCCUGUCUGGGGCUCUCCCGGAACAUUACCACAAACAGAAAAUGGGAUCCAACAUUUAGAAUCCAAUGAAGUCUAUCAUAUCAGAAAUCCCCACUUACUUGACAUGAAGACUGAACAUAUAAAUAAUGAAGUCCCAGUUUCUGUCGAGUGGAAGGAGGACACUUCUCUAUUCGAAGCCAGAAUUGUAUCUGGUGAUGUUGAAUCCGUAUCUUUGCCUAUCAGGACUGGAAAUGUGCAGGACACUGUGAAUUCACUCUUCAGUAAUCAGGAUCCUUGGAACUUGCAGCAUGAUGCUCAUCUUUUGCCCCCUAGACCAACUAAAAUUCAACCGAGGAAUGAAGCCCUUGCCACCCGGGAACCCUUGACAGAGAGUCCUUUCAGGAAUAUUGGUGAACUAAAUGUGGAAACAUUACUGGAUGGAGUAUGUCACCCAUUGGUUAACUCAAACAAGGGCUCUUCAGAGGAACAAAUUAGGAAAGAUCUUCAAGCUGUUGCUGAGGGUGUAGCUGCGUCUGUUCUUCAGUCAGCUCAAUCCUCCAGCUCUGAAUUGCAUGAAAAAAUUGAUUCAGUUUGUGAAACGAACACCGAAGGAGAUGUUCGAAAUAAUGAUGAUGGCAGGACAAGACAUUCAGAAAAAGCAAACUUUGGUUUUUCUGUGUCAGAAGGCUUUGGCCGCUUGCAGGUAAUAAAGAAUAGCGACCUUGAAGAACUAAGAGAAUUAGGUUCUGGCACCUUUGGCACUGUUUAUCAUGGAAAAUGGAGGGGGACUGAUGUUGCUAUCAAACGAGUCAAUGAUAGGUGUUUUGCUGGGAAGCCUUCUGAACAAGAUCGCAUGAGAGAGGAUUUUUGGAAUGAAGCAAUUAAGCUUGCUGAUUUGCACCACCCAAAUGUGGUUGCUUUUUACGGUGUUGUGCUUGAUGGCCUUGGGGGCUCUGUGGCAACAGUAACAGAAUAUAUGGUUAAUGGCUCGCUCAGAAAUGCUUUGUUGAAGAAUGAACGGAGUCUUGACAAGCGUAAGCGUGUCUUGAUUGCUAUGGAUGCGGCUUUUGGAAUGGAAUACCUGCACAGAAAGAAUAUAGUGCACUUUGAUUUGAAAAGUGACAAUCUACUGGUCAACCUUCGAGAUCCUCAUCGCCCAAUAUGCAAGGUCGGUGACUUAGGCCUAUCAAAGGUGAAACGUCAGACAUUGAUAUCAGGUGGUGUGCGGGGCACACUUCCAUGGAUGGCACCCGAGCUUUUGAAUGGGAGCAGCAAUAUGGUGUCCGAAAAGGUCGAUGUGUUUUCCUUUGGUAUUGUCUUGUGGGAGCUCCUUACUGGAGAAGAACCUUAUGCAAAUUUGCAUUAUGGAGUUAUUAUAGGUGGCAUAGUAAGCAACACGUUGCGACCGGAAGUACCGGAGUCUUGUGAUCCAGAAUGGAGGUCACUGAUGGAGAGAUGCUGGUCAUCAGAGCCAUCAGAGAGGCCAAGCUUCACUGAAAUUGCACAUGAACUGCGCUCCAUGGCUGCAAAAGCUCCUCCAAAAGUACCCAACCAGCUGCAGUAGCUGUCUUCACUCAACCUCAUCUCCCAGUUCUGGAGUAAAUUUAGGCAUAUUACUUCUCUGAUGGCCCUUUCCUGUUCGCCUAUGUUUCAGAAUUGCGAAAUACAAGUACGUUGCUCAAAUUUUGGGAUUCGGUAGAUAUUACAUGAUCUUUUUACUACUAACAGAAAGAGAGAUAGGUCAGAGUAGUUAGGAAUGCAAGCAUAAUACCUUUUCAAUUCGCAGCUGCUUAGAUUAUGAUUAUUUGUUUAGCAUUCUUUUGCCUUCCAAAUUUGGUACUAAUUUCUUUGAUACACUUCUUUUUCUUUGACAAUAUUUUAAAUGUUAUACACAAAGAAAAGGAAAAAAAAAAUCCAUAGAUUUGGGUUUCUCAUCUUCCCUCUGAUUUGGUGGGUGGGAAGCAAGGCAAUAU